Molecule: messenger RNA, 369 nt
Organism: Prunus armeniaca (apricot)
Lineage: Eukaryota; Viridiplantae; Streptophyta; Magnoliopsida; Rosales; Rosaceae
Source: the annotation of a GenBank genome assembly
AUGUCUUGUCGUCAUAAUCAGAAUAUUUUCGAGUAUCUUCUGGAGUGGGAUAAGGCUAAUAACCUUUUUAAGAAGGCUACCAAUCAAACUCAGAUAUUUCUUGCUCGGCAACCUCCUCCUUAUGGCUUAUUUGAGCUUAAUAUUGAUGGUUCUAGAGUGAGUGACUCUAGGUGCAUUGAUGCAGGAGGUAUAAUUAGGAAUUCUGAUGGUAUCUUGAUAGCAGGAUUUUCUGCUAAUCUUGGUCAUGGUGAGAUAAUUGUGAAUUCUGAUUAUGCUCUUGUUGUUGAUAUGAUUAAUGGAGAAUGGGUGGACUCUCAUUCUAUGUCUGUGUCGCUUACCAAGUGCAGAGAGUUUUUGGAAAGCCAGUGA